GACCUGUACAAGGAGGAAAAGGCAAGACGACAGUGGUUUGAAAGAUGGCGGCGCACACGCAAAAGAAUAACAAGCCAGCGAAACCUGGAGGAAAAGAGGCACAGCCUCUCAUAAUCGCCAAAACUCCUGCGGAGGAACAGCGUCUGAAGUUGGAGAGGUUAAUGCGAAACCCGGAUAAGCCCGCUCCCAUCCCGGACCGGCCUAAAGAAUGGAACCCGCGGGCUCCGCCGGAGUUCGUCCGAGAUGUGAUGGGCUCCAGCGCGGGUGCAGGCAGCGGGGAGUUCCAUGUUUACAGGCACCUCCGACGCAGAGAGUAUCAGAGGCAGGACUUUCUGGACAAGAUAGCAGAUAAGCUCGACGAAGACGACCAUUAUCUGGAGAAGGUGGAGCAAAACAAAAAGGCAGCAGAUGAAAGAACGGCAAAGCGCAGGAAGAAGCGGGAAAAGUUGAAGAAGAAAAAGGAGAUGGCCAAGAAGGCAAAGCUAGAGUCCAAAAACAAGGACGAAGACGACGACGACGCCGAGAAGAGCACAGACAGCAGUGAAGAAGACGAAGGGGAGAAAGAAGCUGACGAUGAUGCCGAGGCACCUAGCUUCAUCAUGGGGAAGAAAUAAAUCAAGCAGGGAGACUGCCAGGACUGGUCACCGGUUUUAAUGCUCCUUGGUAGCGACAUUGUGGAAAAUCGAUCAUGAAGACAUGGAGGAGAUGGAGACCAGAAUCACACAACAACCAUUUAACCCUCUUGUUGUCUUUGACCCCUUUAAAAUGUCUAUAUCUGAAAUAUGUGUUUCUUUUUAACCAAAUUAACACAAAAAUGGGAUUGGAUUCCGUUCAACACUCUUGCAAAUACAAUUGAUCACUUUCAUUCCUGAUGAAACUCAUCUGUACGUUUCUCUGAUCUUAACUAUUAGUCAAAAUAAUUAACAAUUUCUGCUUUUUUUAACUCAGGUAUUAGGUAUAAUUCUAUAUAAAUGAGGGUUAUUGACUAUGAAUUACAAAAGUAGGCUACUGUAAAACUAGUGGUAUUAAAGUGGUGUUAGUGAAAACCUAAAAGUCUAACAAAAAUGGACAUUUCUUUUUUUUUUUUUUUUUUUUUUUUACCUGGGAGGACAACACAAGGGUUAGAAACCAGUUUAAGAGCAUUGUACAAGGGUGGGUGCUUCAUGUUUUGCGACCAGAAAAAACUGGAUGGACUGCCUAGUUUUAAUAGGCAGAAAGCCCCUCAGAGUGUAUGAUUUUAAUUAUGCUUCAAUGAUCUCACUAAAAUGUUAUCUUAAGAGCUUAGUUCUCAUGUUUCAGUUAGCAGUUGUAUUGUCUUCAGGGGCUUCUGGAGCUUGCCAAAAAUAUAUAUUUAUCCAAGUUUUCAGAAUUUUGACUUGAUUGGGAAUCCUAUAAUGGUAUAUUUUAAUAAAAGAUGGUAUUUGAAA
Molecule: messenger RNA, 1427 nt
Organism: Etheostoma cragini (Arkansas darter)
Lineage: Eukaryota; Metazoa; Chordata; Actinopteri; Perciformes; Percidae
Gene: prkrip1
Product: PRKR interacting protein 1
Exons: 1
Coding region: 45-614 (189 amino acids)
Biological process (GO): negative regulation of protein kinase activity
Cellular component (GO): nucleolus
Molecular function (GO): protein kinase inhibitor activity; double-stranded RNA binding; protein kinase binding
Source: RefSeq, a predicted model, not a curated record